UCCCGGAGCCCGGGCCGCGAGAGGCUCCGCGGGAGCCCGGCCAGCAGCUCGAGCUGGGCUAGGCGGGGCUGGGCGGGGCGGCCCGCAGGGAGCACGCCCCGGGUCACGCCGGCGCCCGCGAGCCGAGCGCGGCGGGGAACGCGCCAUGGACCCCAAAGCGGGCGGUGGCGAGGAGGAUGACUGCGUGGACUCGGGCGCCGAGACCGGAGGGUCUGACUACAGCCACAUGUCCUCCACCAGCAGUGAGCUGUCCGUGGAGGAGGCGCAGGACCCUUUCCUGGUUAGCAUCCACAUCAUCGCAGACCCGGGGGAAUCGCAGCCCUUGCAGGAGGCCAUCGACAAGGUCCUGGCCUGGAUCCACCCGGACCUGCAGCUGUUCCGGGUGUCGGAAAGGGGGGUGUCGCGGCGGCGGCGGAAGUCCUGGAAGGUGGCGCAGCCAGCGCUGGCGGUAGUUCUCUUCCUCCAGGAGGAGUACGGCGAGGAGCAGAUCCUGCAGCUGCACCGCGCGCUGCAGCGGCCGCCCUGGCGCCACCACCACACGGAGCGCGUGCCCGGCCGGUUCCUGCCCUACCUGCCCUGCAGCCAGGACUUCUUCAUGCUGGCGCCCGGGACCCCGCUGUGGGCCAUCCGGCCGGUGCACUACGGCAAGGAAAUCGUGCGCUUCACCAUCUACUGUCGCCAUGACAACUACGCGGACAUCCUCAAGUUCUACGAGCUGAUCCUCCGGCGCAGCCCCAGCCAGAGGAAGACGGACUUCUGCAUCUUCCCCAUCUUCUCCAAUCUGGAUGUGGACAUCCAGUUCUCCCUGAAAAGACUGCCCUGUGACCAGACCCCCAUCCCCACCGACUCCUCGGUGCUGGAGUUCCGGGUCAAGGACAUCGGUGAGCUCGUGCCUCUCUUGCCCAAACCCUGCAGCCCCAUCAGUGAGGGGCGCUGGCAGACGGAGGACCUCGACGGGAACAAGAUCCUUCUGCAGGUCAACCACAUUGUGUCUGGAAGUAAACUGCAAGAGAAGUGGACAGUCCCACACUCUCGGGAGCUGUUCAAGUUAGCCAGCGCUCUCCUCUCAUCUACAUAUGGUACUGGAAACAGACAAGAUGGCCAGGAGAGUCCCAUGCGCCAAGUUCACCAGCUGGUCCAGACCAUUCCAUGGAGUAUGACGUGUGCAAGCAUGGCGCGGCCAAGUGGGUGUGGUUGGUGUGCCUCCUGGCAGCACCUCCCUCCGGGGCCAGGGACAACGGGACCCCAGCCAGUGCUUUCUGGGAGCCAGCAGCCAGGCAUCUGA
This is a messenger RNA of Lontra canadensis (Northern American river otter), 1285 nucleotides long. It is a transcript of the gene FAM124A, whose product is annotated as family with sequence similarity 124 member A. The record is from RefSeq and is a predicted model, not a curated record. The coding region runs from base 146 to 1285 and encodes 379 amino acids. The transcript is spliced from 4 exons. Lineage: Eukaryota; Metazoa; Chordata; Mammalia; Carnivora; Mustelidae.